AUGAGACACGGAAUUCAAUCAAACGUGGUUAAGAUGCAACGUUCUUGCCUUCUCCUGACGUUCUUGUUGUACGUCAACUACGCUGCAUGGUUAGGCGCUGUUUGUGUCGGUUCGCGGUUGUUUCACAGUGAUCAGGCAAGAAACUGGGUUGUUCUGGUCGCUGGAUCCAAUGGUUGGGAGAACUACCGACACCAAGCGAAUGUAUAUCGCGCGUAUCAAAUCAUGAAGCGCAACAACAUUUCGACAGAGCAAAUAAUUACCUUCGCCUACGAUGAUAUUGC
Opisthorchis viverrini is the source of this 281-nucleotide messenger RNA. RefSeq lists its product as hypothetical. The annotation marks the transcript as partial. The record is from RefSeq and is a predicted model, not a curated record. Gene Ontology annotation, molecular function: cysteine-type endopeptidase activity. Lineage: Eukaryota; Metazoa; Platyhelminthes; Trematoda; Opisthorchiida; Opisthorchiidae. The transcript is spliced from 2 exons. Gene Ontology annotation, biological process: vacuolar protein processing.